Drosophila ficusphila is the source of this 3885-nucleotide messenger RNA. Its product is annotated as methyl-CpG-binding domain protein 6. The transcript has 4 exons. NCBI's taxonomy places the organism in Eukaryota, Metazoa, Arthropoda, Insecta, Diptera, Drosophilidae. Gene Ontology annotation, cellular component: nucleus. The coding region runs from base 161 to 3544 and encodes 1127 amino acids. The record is from RefSeq and is a predicted model, not a curated record.
GCAACAGCUGUUUUGCUAUCAGUGUUUUGUGAUCAAAAGUUUUUGUCUGCGUAAUGUAAAUUGUGAUGCGGAAUUAGAAGGCUUGUGCCCCAGACAACAGUAGACCUGGAAUCGGAAUCCGGAGACCGGCCAUCAGAGCCAGGAUAGUCCGGAAGCCACGAUGAGUGAUGCGGCCUAUUCGGGAUUCUACGGCGGCAACCAGCUGCACUUGCUCCCGCUGUCGCAUCCGCAUCCGCAUUCGCACACCCACCCGCAUCCGCAUCCGCACCAGGAUCUGUCGCUUUCCACGCCGGUGCACUCGUUGGAGCAGGACUCCAACUUCGGAGGCUUCUUCGACGACGAACUGGUCAUCGGAGCGGGAGCUGGCCCCCCGUCCACCUCUGCGACCAAUGCCAAUGCCUCUGGGACAUCUGUGUGGCUUCCGGAUGGCGGGAUUAGAUCCCCAGAUGCGCCGGGGGACUCCCAACCCAAUCCGGGCAUUCCGUUCGUCCAGAUCCACACCACGGACCUGCAGCAGCCGGAGAAGAGCUUCCGCAACAACGCCUUUCGCCGGCGCACGGCCGAAAUCAAAUCGGAGGCGGAGCUGAUCAAAUCGGAACUGGCGGAGGCGGCGGCGAAGGAGCGUCUCAAUGCCACGCCCACGCCGCCCACUCGCAACUCGAGCUGCGCCAGUGUGGAGGGCAAGGCGCUGGUCCAGGAUGGUCCGCCGCUGAUCCUCCGCUGUCCCAACUGCCCGUUCCUCAGCCUUUGCCAGGUGCGCCUCCAGCAGCACCUCCAUCUGGCCAAUUGCUUCGGAGUCCUGGAGCAGCAAAGGAGACAGUGUCCAGGCUGCUCGAACAUCUUCUACAGCAGCGAUGCGCUCAGCCUGCACCUCAGUCUGGACCACCAAAUGGAGGAGAGCGAGGCACUGGCCCUGCUGAGCGGGAAACCGCAGGCCAAAAGGCAGGCGCAGAUGCCCGGCCAAAGCCGACCCAAGAGUCGCAUCUUCAUCAAGAGCGUGGACUGCCUGAGGGAGCCGCUCCCGGACUUCCCUCCCUUGAUGCCGGACGGCGGACCCACGGGCAACAUACUGGACCUGCUGGAAGGAGUGGCGGUGGGUGCCUCGCCCAGCGAGCAGACCAUGCCGCCAGCACCUGCCGCCAAUGCUGCUCCUCCGCCGCAGAAGCCCAGCCAGAAGAUAUCGAUCAAGAGCGUGGACGUACUCAGGGAGCCCGCCCUGCUGCCCUUCGACUUCCAGCUGCAGAACCACCCGCUGGUCACGGACAACAGCCUCCUGGAGGCCGCCGUCGUGGGCCUGGAGCCGGAGAAGCCGCGCCAGCCCAAGAUCUACAUCCGCAACGUGGACAUCCUGAAGGAGCCGAUGGUUCUCCCCUCCGCGCUGCCCGGGAUGGGCUUCAACGGGAGCAUCCCGGCGGCAGUGGACCCGGGCCAAGUGGGUCUAGCUGUGGGAGCCGACGGAGACGUCUUCCAGGCGGACACCCUGCUCACGCCCACGUGUCCGCUGCCGGGAUUCGAGCCCAGCCUCGCCCCACUGGCCCAGAUGUGCUCCGAGGCCUUUCCCUUCGACUCCGUGCUCAAUGGCAACGGAGCAGCGGUCUCCGGUCUGGACAACACGCGCUUCAGUGCCCUGGAUCUGGACUUUGGCGUGGAUUUUGUGGCGGACGAAGCCACCCCGCCUCCACCUCCGCCUUUGCCGCCUCCGCAUCCGCUGAGUGACCCCCUCGCGACGAUGGAGCCGCAGCCCGUGCAGCUGGAGCACUACUUGCCGCCGCCCGCUGCACCGAUCAGCAACAAGCAGAAGAUCUUCAUCAAGAACGUGGACAUCCUGAAGGCGCCGCAGAGGGGCACCCUGCACCUGCGCACCGUGGACGAGCUGAACCUGAUGAACCGCACCGAGGUGGAGCACCUGAUCGUGCCCAACCUGGAGCCGAUGGCCAUGGCCAUGAUGGAGCUGCCGCCCGUGGAGCAGCCGCCGCUGGAAAUGGAUGCCCGCCAGCUGGACGCUGGACAACCGCAGCCGCUGGGCGAGCUGCAGCCCUCGAUCGGCGACAGUUGGAACGGCGAGGAUGGCUACGACCUGGCCGAGGACCUGGAGUGCUGGCCCUGGAUGGAGGAGGCGGUGCCGGAAGCAGGACUCGGCCUGUCCACCCCCAGCGAAGUGGAGGGCUUGCCUCCCGCUGCCGAGGAUCUGCUGGUCAAGGACUUCUUCCCGCCGCCCGAGGAGUCACACACACAGGGCACAGGGGCAGCGGUAGGAGGAGGGGCCGUGCCUCCCCUGGUGGCCGUCUCCUCCUCUGGCGGGAGCACUCCUCUGGCUCAAAGUGCGCCUCUGUGCAGCCUGCCCGUUCCUCCGCUGGUUCCCCUGGCAGCCGAGGCCACAGCUGCUCCGGCCGAGAAGCCAGCCCGCAUCUACGUGGCCAACAACCUGCUGCCCGCCGCCGUGGAGCCCCCACUGCUGGGAGGCGGCACCUCCGUACGCGGACGGCCCUACGGAGCCAAGCACUCGGGCGGAACGGCGUCGAAGAGGAAGCUGCCGCAGGGCAGCGGCAACCAGGCGCCGGAGGGCGGCAAGUGCCUCGUGGAGGGCUGCAUGUUCCGCUUCAAGUCGCCGGCCACCCUGGAGUACCAUGGGAGGUGCCACAACACCCAGAGCUCCAGCCAGCCGAUGGUGUGUCCGGAGUGCAGGUCGACGGAGUUCAGCAACUGGAACUGCUUGCACACGCACCUGUGGCGCACACACCAGAUCGACAUGGAGCUCUACUGCUGCCAGCUGUGCAGCUUCAAGACGCCCAUCUACUCGCGGCUGGUGAACACGCACGCCAAGAUCCACUCGGAGGAGCGCAACUACAAGUGCGAGCAGUGCGGCAAGGGCUUCAAGAACACCAAGCAGCUGAAGAACCACCGCCGGCUGCACCGCACCCAGGGACUGGGGAUGGGUAAGCAGGCGCAGGAGCAGCAGGAUGUUGCUCAUCGCUGCGAGGACUGCGGAGCGGCCUUCAAGCAGAAGAAGAGCCUGAGGGAGCACCUGUGCAAGGAGCGCAACGAGCAGCUGGAGUGCCCCGAGUGCCAGCGCGUGUUUGGAUCGAAGAGCAGCCUGCGGCUCCACCUGCGGAGCCACCAGGAGCAGAAGCGCUUCCGCUGCGACGUCUGCGAGCACGAGACGAGCGACCACAACGCCUUCCGGCGCCACCUGGCCACGCACAAGGAGCGCAAGCGCUACUCCUGUCCGCACUGCGACUUCCGCGCCAUCCAGAGCACCGCCUUUCGGAUACACCUCCAGAAGCGCCACCCCGAGCAGGAGCUCUCCUCGAUCAUCUACAAGUGCGAGCAGUGCAGCUUCACCAGCAUCAACCAAGGCCUGCUGCAGGUUCACCAGGCCAAGCACGAGGCUUCAGCCAUAGUCGCUCCAGUGGCUCCAGCUGCUGUCCCAGUGGCGAGUCAGUCGCAGAUCAAGGUGGAGAGCAGCCUGCUGCUCGCGCAUUCCAGUACAAACGCUGCCCAGGAGGUGCUCCUGGAUGAGGCGGACGUCCUGCAGGCCUCCUAGUAGGCAGGGGCUCCUCUAUUUUGUACAUAUUUUAGCGGGAGGUUGUGCAAUAACCCCCACAAAGUGCCGCGUAGUUGUAUCGAGUUCUAUACCAAAUCGUACCAAUGUUGUUAGUUUUAGGAACGCAGGGGAUCAGUCCUGCAGGAAAUCCAUUUGUUGAUUUUGUAACUAAUCACGUGAAGAUGUUCUUCCAGUCUUCCAGCUUUGGAGUGAAAUUUUUGACCUCGGAAUGCACCGGAAUGAUGCAUAUCCUCUUUGUUUUCUUUCUGUAAAUAUUCACCGUAGAGUUAAAAGAAUCUGUUUUGUACAUACGCAUUGUAUAAAGAUUAUCUGGGAAAGGC